This is a messenger RNA of Coffea arabica (coffee), 921 nucleotides long. The record is from RefSeq and is a predicted model, not a curated record. Lineage: Eukaryota; Viridiplantae; Streptophyta; Magnoliopsida; Gentianales; Rubiaceae.
CAAUUUCUAAGUCCAGUGUAGUCCCACGUCAUAACCAACGUUAAACCAGAUAGAACCAGAACAGGGAUAGAAGAAGAUGGAGAGUUCCAUUUAAACCUUCCAAGAAAGGAAAGGAAAGGCUUUCCUGAAAGGAGCUAAACUGCAUCAUCUGUGUGUGCUGUAUGUGUCAGUGUGUGACUGUGUGAGAGAGAAAUGAGUGCCCUUUGCGUGCAAUUGAACAUCAACAGCAGAGGUGGUUGUUUAGCAAUGGCAGUUGCCCAGCAGAGCAGCAGCAGCAACAGUAGUACGACAGUUCAACUUCCAGAGGAAAAGGUUGAGAAGAAGAAGAAGAAUUCCAGAGUCUUGAUAUUGGGAGGCACCGGAAGAGUUGGUGGCUCCACCGCCAUUGCUCUCUCUAAACUCUCGCCUGAAUUGCAGAUAAUCAUUGCUGGUCGAAAUAGGGAAAGAGGUGCUGCCAUGGUGGAUAAAUUAGGAGACGACUCAGAAUUCACUGCAGUCAAUAUUGAUGACUCUAAAUCAUUGGAAGCAGCUUUAGCUGGUAUUUUGUUUGACUCCUUUCUCUGAUUUGCUUAUAUUUGUGCAAGAUGAUUUCUUUUUGGGAUGGAUAUUCACGCGUAUUUUCUUUUAUUGUUACAGUAGUUCAUUGUCUGUCUGCAAUAGCAUUUACAAAUUUGGUUCCUGUUGUUUCAGCGCAUUUGACUGGGAUUUGCUUAUAACUUGUUGGGCAUGUGUUAUUUUGCCGAGUUGAUGCAUAUCGGGUUCCUGUUUUUCUUGGAAUUUCUUCUCACUAGUAGGCCAAUUUUGGUAUAUACGUUGAAAAUUUUGUGCUAAUGUGAUUAAAGAAGUCUGCAGCUCAAGUUUUUGAAGUUGUGGGUUUUAUUCAGUGCUUAAAACGUACUCAGUCAGCCACUAUCACAAGAG